This is a messenger RNA of Melospiza melodia melodia, 2658 nucleotides long. RefSeq names its product lysosomal protein transmembrane 5 (gene LAPTM5). The transcript has 8 exons. Gene Ontology annotation, cellular component: lysosomal membrane. NCBI's taxonomy places the organism in Eukaryota, Metazoa, Chordata, Aves, Passeriformes, Passerellidae. Bases 136 to 912 code for a protein of 258 amino acids. The record is from RefSeq and is a predicted model, not a curated record.
ACCCUCAUGUGACUUUGUAGAUGACUUCACACAUUCAGAGAGCAGGAAGGAAGCCGAGCUGCUCUCACUUCGUGUUCCGUGGGGCAGCUGCAAAUCCGACCUCAUUAUCUCAGGAGCACCCAGAGGGACCCGAAAAUGAGCCCCCAAACCCCCCCUGAGCCCCCCAAAUGCUGCUGCUUCAACAUCAAGACAGCAACAGUGGCCCUGGGGAUCUUCCACAUGGUCAUGAGCAUCCUGCUGCUGAUCGAGUAUUCCCUGGAGGUGGCCAACGGGAAGGGCUUCUGCAAAGACCUGGAGAAGGAUUACUACAGAAUUGCUGAUAUCACCACCAGUUUCCUGCUGAUCCUCAUGUUGUUUGUCAUCAGCUUCCACCUCCUGCUCGGGGUGCUCAAGAUGAAGGAGCGGUUCCUGAUCCCCUUCCUGGCUCUGCAAGUCAUCGAUUUCCUCCUGAGCCUCCUGACCAUGUUCAGCUCCUACAUCCAGGUGCCAGCGAUCAUCUCCGUGUCCUCCCUGGGCCACACGCAGGGCCACUCCAGGACUCCCCUGCUGGCGCUGCAGCUGCUGGAUUUCUGCCUGAGCAUCCUCACCCUGUGCAGCUCCUACAUGGAGGUGCCAACGUUCCUCAGCCUCAAGCCUGUGGAGAGUGGGGGCUCUCUGCCAGCCCUGGAGAAGCUGCCAGCAGAGGAAUAUGUCAAAGUGAUGAUCACCUUCACCAUCGCCUUCGUGGCUGUGCUCGCCCUCAAGGCCUACAUGUUCAAGUGUGUCCUGAGCUGCUUCAAGUUCAUCAAAGCCAGCAGGAGGGAGGAGGUGAAAGUGGAGCCACACGCAGUGGAAAAGGCCGUGCUGCCAUCCUAUGAGGAAGCCCUGGAAUUGCCUUCCAAGGAUUGUCCCCCUCCCUACGUGGCCAUCUGAGCCCAGCUUGGGGGAGCUGACCCUGGGUGCUGCUGGUGCCUCCCCCAGCCGAGCCCCAGUGCUCACCCAGAGCAGUUCCCUGGCUUUUCCAGCCACAUCCUGCCAGGGAACGGCUGGAGUCUUGUCCUGCUCUGGCACCCCAACUUCCUGACUCUGGCUCCCCAAAUUCCUGACCCUGGCACCCCAAAUUCCUGACUCUGGCAUUCCAAAUUCCCCAUUCUGGUACCCCAAUUUCCUGACUCUGGCACCUUGAUUUCCUGACACUGGCACCUCAAUUUCCUGGUUCUGGCACCCCAAAUUCCUGACUCUGUCACCUCCACUUCCUGACUUUUGCACCUCAAUUUUCUGGUUCUGACACCUUAAUUUUCUGAUCCAGGCACCCCAAAUUCCUGACUAUGGCGUCCCAAUUUCCUGACUCUGGCACCCAAAUUCAUGACUCUGGAACCCCAAGUUCCUGACUCUGGCACCUCCAUUUCCUGGUUCUGACACCUUAAUUUUCUGAUCCAGGCACCCCAAAUUCCUGACUAUGGCGUCCCAAUUUCCUGACUCUGGCACCCAAAUUCAUUACUCUGGAACCCCAAGUUCCUGACUCUGGCACCUCCAUUUCCAUACUCUGGCACCCCAAGCUCCUGACUCUGGCACCCCAAGUUCCUGAUUCUGGUACCUCAAUUUCCUGAGUCUGGAACCAAAAUCUCCUGGCUCUGGUAUCCCAAAUUCCUGACUCUGGCACUUCAAUUUCCAUACUCUGGCACCCCAAAUUCCUGACUCUGGCUCUGGUUGCCAUCCCUGGAAUCUGGGAUUUGGCUGCUGUGGGUGCAGGGCUGGCCUGAGCCCUGCCAGUUUUGCCCUGUGCCAUGGUGGCUCUCCUCUGGCUCAGCAGGGAGACCUUUAGGAAUUAAAGGAUGAUCCUGGUUGAGGGUAACUUUGAGAGAAAAACUUCUAAAGGGAUUUCUUCUAGAAAAACAAAUUCAAGUGGUUCCUCCCCUAACUGAUUCGGGAAAAAGAUUUCCUUGGAGACAAAUGGAAAAAACUGUUUAUUUAAUAAGCAAAGCAUUCAUCAGCAUAAAAAAUGAACAAUAUUAAACAACAAAACCUCUUACCACUCCAAAAGAGAUGACAAACUCAGAAAAGUGCCCUUGGUGGGCUGUAGCUUGGCUCACUCAGUGUCUUAUCAGUCCCUCUGACCAAAAUGGAAAAUGGAAAUGUUCAAUGGAAAUGGAAAUGUUCCAUAGAACAUGGAAGGAAAAUGGAAAUGUUCCACGGGACAUGGAAGGAAAAUGGAAAAGUUCUAUGGAAAUGGAAAUGUUUCUAUGGGACGUGGAAGGAAAAUGGAAAUGUUCCAUGGAAAUGUUGCAUGGGACAUGGGAGGAAAAUGGAAAUGUUCCAUGGAAAUGGAAAUGUUCUAUGGGACAUGGAGGGAAAAUGGAAAUGUUCCAUGGAAAUGGAAAUGUUGCAUGGGACAUGGAAAUCCCAUGUCAAACUGUGACAGGGAUGAACAGGGAAGGAAUUUUCUCUGGGAUAACCCAGCCCUGCAGCUCCUCCAGCAGAAUUCCUACAGCAAAGGGAUCAGACAAAAAUUCCCCAGGAACUGCAGCCCUCACCCUGUCUGCUUGUGGUGAUUGACACAACCCAGAAUAUCCAGCUCUGCAGUUUCAUACCUGAGUGGGUGCAUUUUUCUCUGCUUUUAUAUCACUUGGAAGACGAGUUUCAAUUAAAAUAAAAAUGUUAAUGGCUUCCAAACUGUGA